AUGACAGAGGCCGAGGGCGGGGGCUGGCGGGAGAGGGCGCGGGACAUUGUGGGUCUGGUGGAGGCAGCCCGCCCCGACGUCGUGUGCCUCCAAGAGUUAUGGUUCAACGGAGAAGACGCGCAGCAACAGCAGCAUCACCAGGAUACUCUACAAGAUGAGGAAAGCAUGCUUGCCCUCUUUCGAAGGCGGCUGGGCGAUAGGUACGACUUCUUCGGGUGCCGACGGCCGUGGGGCAAGGCCGAUGGCUGCCUCACCUUGGUGAGGACGGGGCGGUUCGUGGUGGAGGAAGAGGGGCACUUGCGCCUGUCGUGGCUCUCCGCGCGGGUGGCCCACUGUUUCAUCAUCGUCACCGCCACCGUCACCAUCACCAUCACCAUCGCCAUCGCCAUCCUGCGCGAGCUCCACAACCUCCUCGCACAUUUGCAUGCCCUCUCCACCCGGCGAGACGUGCCCAUCGUGUUGUGUGGUGACUUCAAUGCCGAGCCCGCCGAUCCGCUUUACCUGUUCCUCGUAGCCGCUGGCUUCGCCUCCUCCUUUCGGGCCUUGCACGGGCGAGAGCCAGGCUGUACCCACCGCAAUCACAGGGGCGAAGACGUGGCGUGCGACUACAUCUGGCUGCGGCAGCCCACGCCACCCCUGCAACGCGCAGCUGGUGGUAGCCGCAGAAGCGGAGGCACAUCAGGCAAUAAGGAAGUCGACGAGCAGCGGCAGUGGCGGCCCGAGGCGGCCUUCCUGCUGCCUCGACAUGUGCCCGACGAUCAGUGGCCCGACGCCUUCGCAACAUCUGACCACCGACCUCUGUACGCCCGCUACCGCCUCGCUCGACUCUAG
Acanthamoeba castellanii str. Neff is the source of this 831-nucleotide messenger RNA. Its product is annotated as endonuclease/exonuclease/phosphatase family protein. The record is from RefSeq and is a predicted model, not a curated record. The transcript has 7 exons. Gene Ontology annotation, molecular function: 3'-5'-RNA exonuclease activity. NCBI's taxonomy places the organism in Eukaryota, Discosea, Longamoebia, Acanthamoebidae. The coding region runs from base 1 to 831 and encodes 276 amino acids.